AUGCCUUAUAAACGAUUUUUGACGCAAAGACAAUUAGAAGAGGAAUUGGAAAGUGUUGUUUUUGAGCUGGAAAAUGAUAAUAAUGUUGUACUGGAUGCAGUUUAUAUACCUCCAGACACCGAUGCUUUGACAGAUGAAGAAGAUAUAGAUGAUGAGAAUAUAUUGGCGGAAACGGCAAAGCCAAACGAUAUUGUCGGUACUUUCGAACUUCACAUCCCUAGCUCUUCCAAUUCUGUAGAUGUCGAUCAAAAUGUACGAAAACAAUACGAUUGGGACUCUUCUGAUGAAGAAACUUUAGAAACCAAAAAACGAAAAAUUACUGCUUCAGUUUCCCGUAAUACUGUUCUUGCACCGCAGUGGCUCAAAGGAGAAAUAGAAUAUACACACUCUCCAAUAUCAACUGAACAUCAAGACAAAGAAAACGUAGCUGUAGCUGUAGGUGGUAAGACACCUUUAGAAGUGUUCUUUUUAUUUUUUGACGAAGAAGUGACAGACUUAGUUUUGAGAUAUUCACAUAAAUAUGCUGCAGAUAAUAAUAGACAUGACUUCAUAGUCUCUAAGGAAGAAUUGUUAAAUUUUAUAGGAAUAAUGUAUCUUUCCGGAUAUCACACUUUACCACAAACUUCAAUGUACUGGUCCACUGAGGAAGACAAAGGUGUGGGCAUAGUGAAAAAUUGCAUGAGUAGAAACAGGUUUUAUAGUAUAAAACGAAAUUUGCAUCUGUCUGACAAUGAACAAUUAGACAAAAAUGAUAAGUUCUCCAAAAUAAGGCCUUUUGUGGACAUAAUCAAUAGAAAAAACUUGCAAUGGGGAAUUUUCAAUUUUCAUUUAUCAAUUGAUGAACAAAUGGUGCCAUAUUUUGGAAGGCAUUCUUGUAAAAUGUUCAUCAAAGGCAAGCCGAAUACUUUCAGGCGCCGAGCUGGUCCCAUCUUCAUAGAGGGUAUUAUAGUAGUAGUAGUACUGUCUUCGUCAGUUGCUAUUUCCAGAUCAAAUAUAUUUGAUGUAUCAUCUGGUUCUGAUUCUGAAGGAUGGACCUCUACCCCUACAGGUUCUAGUGGUUCUGGAGGAGUUUCAUGUUGUUGA
Sitophilus oryzae (rice weevil) is the source of this 1083-nucleotide messenger RNA. Its product is annotated as piggyBac transposable element-derived protein 3-like. The coding region runs from base 1 to 1083 and encodes 360 amino acids. Lineage: Eukaryota; Metazoa; Arthropoda; Insecta; Coleoptera; Curculionidae. Gene Ontology annotation, molecular function: sequence-specific DNA binding. The record is from RefSeq and is a predicted model, not a curated record. The transcript has 3 exons.